AUGUUGCUAUUAUCAUCUAGGCUCACGGCUUUCAGUCCUGCUCAUUUGCACUUCCAGGGAUUACUUGGUUCGCAAGGCGCGAACUCCAUUCGGCAUCUAUCAGUUAACUCAGCUAUCACAGCCGGUAUUAGAAAAGGCCGCGGAUUUGGAGCGCCCAAGCAGAAUGAUGGGCCGUGGGUCCGACGUGGCCGAAUAUCAUCGCCGCCUCGAAAUUCAGAGAAAGCGAGCCAGGGAUACACGUUAAAUAAGCACGGUGACAACAGCUAUGGCCCAGGAGCAAGCAGAACAUCGAACUGGAGGAGGUACGGAGAGUUUGACCCUUCAAAGAUGGACGAUAUGACGCCUGGUCGCGCAAAUCGACUUUCUAGAGAGAGAAAUCCUUUACAAUCUCAAAAUCAGUACCAAGAAUCACCGGACAGCAGCACCCCCAGAAGAACUCCCACGGAUUCCCCACGACGAUACCAGGCAACAAAACAUGGGUGGGGGGAGAGAAGGAAGCCACCGACCUUUGUCGAUAAUGUGGGAGUGAGGAAGCUUGAGGCUAGCAGUGUGCUGAGCGCCAGACAGCAAAUGGGCGGAUAUGCAAAAUCCGAAGACGAAGUGAUGGAUAUACACCACCCUUUGUCUAGCAAAGUCUAUAUUGUACCGCCUCAACAGAUACCAUAUUCCUCUCCAGUAUCAGAGUUCAUUUAUGGGACGUCUGCAGUUAAUGCUGCAGUAAGAUGCGGCCGCCGAAAAUUGCACACUUUAUAUCUGUUUGAGGAAUCAUCCCGGGAUCGCUUGGGGGAGCCAAAAUGGGAACAGCCUGAAAUACGCUCUAUUGCUAAGUAUGCAAGCUUAGCUGGUGCGCAGGUUAAGCAUGUCACCGGGCCUUGGAAAACUACAUUGGACAAGAUGACUGGCAAACGGCCCCAUAACGGCAUGGUCUUGGAAGCAUCACCACUUCCAAAACCUCCAGUUUUGGGCUUCCAAACGGUAGUUUCCAAGUCGAACUCACAUUUCCUGGCGCAAUUAGCUCCCCAGCCCGAAGAACAAGCUGCUGUCAACGGCACAGACGGCCACAUCCAAUUCGAUUCUCGCAGGAAAGACAGCAAAGCAUCCCGUUUUCCAUUCACUCUACUACUCGAUGGGAUCCUUGACCCAGGAAACCUUGGAGCCAUCUUUCGAAGUGCCUACUGGUUUGGCGCAGAUGCAAUUGUUUUCUCCUCUCAGAAUUCAGCACCUAUAUCUCCUGUUGUAAUGAAAGCUGCAGCUGGUGCAACCGAGGCCAUCCCUAUUCUUUCAGUUCGUGAUGUGAGCACUUUCAUGACUGCAUCUCAGACGAAUGGCUGGAAAUUUUUUGCCGCAGAUGCCCCCGAUGCAACGCUGGCUAAUGAUUAUACCCGAAAAAUCCCCGUCACGAAGAGCUUAGACAGUCUAUCGUCCGAACUCACGAAGGCGCCUUGUGUCUUGAUGUUAGGGGGUGAGGGUUCGGGCCUGCAGCAGAAGAUAAAGAAUAGAGCUGACAUGUUUGUUACUAUCCCUGGGGCCUAUUCAGAUAACAUUCGCGAUGAUACUGCUGGUGUUUCAAGCUUGAAUGUGAGCGUGGCCUCUGCGUUAUUAUGCGAAGCUUUUCUCUCCCGUAGACCAGCUUCUAGUGUUGUCGAGACACAUAAUGCAUCAGAUACCCCUGCUGAAAAUACGAACCGUGUCUUCUAG
Messenger RNA from Nannizzia gypsea CBS 118893, 1698 nucleotides. Its product is annotated as rRNA methyltransferase. Gene Ontology annotation, biological process: rRNA methylation. The record is from RefSeq and is a predicted model, not a curated record. The coding region runs from base 1 to 1698 and encodes 565 amino acids. Gene Ontology annotation, cellular component: mitochondrion. Lineage: Eukaryota; Fungi; Ascomycota; Eurotiomycetes; Onygenales; Arthrodermataceae. Gene Ontology annotation, molecular function: RNA methyltransferase activity; RNA binding. The transcript has a single exon.